Pongo pygmaeus (Bornean orangutan) is the source of this 2292-nucleotide messenger RNA. It is a transcript of the gene C1H1orf202, whose product is annotated as chromosome 1 C1orf202 homolog. The coding region runs from base 1024 to 1611 and encodes 195 amino acids. Lineage: Eukaryota; Metazoa; Chordata; Mammalia; Primates; Hominidae. The transcript has a single exon. The record is from RefSeq and is a predicted model, not a curated record.
AAAAAUUUAUUUGCAUCAAUAUUUGCAUUGUAUUUUAGUGCACAGCAUGAACCCUUCAUCCCACUCACUCUCCAUGGGGAGGGGGCCCCACGGAGUCAGCUGCCAGAACAGCUUUGGAUACUGCCCUGCCCCUCCCUCCAGGGUUGUGCCCAGAGUAGCAUUUUUUUUUUUUCUAUGCCAUGAAAUUUUUUUGUAUUUUUUGUAGAGACAGGGUUUCUCCAUGUUGCCCAGGGUGGUCUCGAACUCCUGGCCUCAAGUGAUCCGCCCACCUUGGCCUCCCAAAUUUCGGAGAUUACAGGCAUGAGCCACCACGACCAGCCCCCAUAGCAGCUAAACUUUGCUUUGAAUUGGAGAAAAUUAAUAAGCACGAAAAUAUAUAUAUAAAAGCAGAAAAAAAAGGAGUAUUUCUUUUUUGUAUUAGUUUUACAACAUUUCUUCAAAAAUUUUAUGUUUGCAAUCAGAAAAAAAAAUUAUUAAAAAAAACCAAUCAUAAUCCUACAAGAAAGAGGCCUUUGAGUGAGGCGAGAUGAAGAAAAUUAGGUUUUGAGAUCUCUCCUGAAACUCUGGUUCCCUGUUAACAGAAAAGUGCUGAGACCACCUGAAACUAGUUCACAAAAUACAAAUCUCCAGCGCAACACACGCCUGAGGCUGAAACCCACGCCUUGACCCAGGGAAGGCUGCGCAGCCCCUGCUCGUGGACGCUGUGUGUCUUCGUGAACCAGGAGUUGGGCCCCAGGAACUUCCAAGAUUCCUUCUUGUCCAGGUGAGGCCAUAUGUGAAAAUCAGUUCGCAGCGAAAUUUGGCCGACUUACUUGAGGGAUUCCUUGGGUCGCUGGAUUCUGGUGACCCCGUCAGCGGCAGAGGGCGAGGGCUCUGCUGGGCAUUGUGGGGUCACCGUUGGGGUUUCCUGGGCAACCCAAGCGCGUAGAGGGGGCCUGUGGGUACAUUCCCGGGAGAGGACGCGAGGGGCCCUCUGGAGUCCUGGAGGCGGCAGCGUUGUUGUCCAGCCCGACGGUUCCCGAGAUGUGGGCCCCGCGCUCCGAGAAGAGGCCUGCGCGGGCCAUGGCAGCCCCCCGGUUUGGUGGCCCCCGGCGCGGCGGCGCGCAGCAUGAGCUGCUGGAGACGGCGGCGCGCCUGAAGCGGGGCCCCCCUCCGCGCGGGGAUCCGGAGGCGGUCGGGCGGCGCGCGGUGGCCGGCGACGGCGGCUCCUGCUCUGGCUGCUGGUGCUGGCGGCGGCUGUUCCGCGGCCCGCGCAGGCAGAAGCUCAGGCAAGCUCACGCGCGCGCAGGCAAGGAGGCCCCGGAGCGCGGCCCGUGGGGCCCCUCGAGCCUGCAGAGGCUGCUUCAGAGGCUGGCGACGUGGAGGCGGCGCUACCUGCGGCGCAAGGAGCGGCCGGACCGGCUGGAGGAGAUCCCGCUGCUGGUGCUGGACCGCGCGCAGGGCGGCCACGAGGCCGCGGCCGGACCCCAGAGCAGCGUCCCCGGGCGGCCCGCGCAGGCCGCUCCCGCGCGCCAGCCCCGCCGCCGGUCGGCCACGAGGAGCCGGCCCCGCUUUGCGCCCCCUGUGCACGCUCAGGAUUGUAUUUUUUUUUUGGGUCAACAAAAGCAAUAAAUGAAAGUAAACCCAGCACCGUAGGAAUGAAAGCACAUGCAAUGUUGGGGGGAUGUGCAUGGAAACCAAGAGUUAUCUUGAGGUUCGCAGCGAGCUAAACGAGCCGCGUCCUCCUCGAAGCCUCUCUUUGGUCCGAGGGCCUCGGUGCAGUAACUAACGCCUGCGGGUGCCGCGGAGCCCUGGGUUCCCCCCGCUGCGCAAUUGCUGCGGGCUGGGAAGAGCUGAAUCGGGGGCGGAUUGUCUCUUCCUAAACACUGCAGGGGAGAAGGUGAGAAACAGUUUUCAAUCUCUGCAAUGCCUUUAAUUUUUUUUGAGACAGAAAGAAAAAAACCAAAAAAACUAUGUUGCCCAGGCUGGACUCAAACUCCUGAGGUCAAGCGAUCCUAAGCCUCCCAAGCGCUGGGAUUGCAGGCAUGAGCUACCACGCCCUGUCAAAAAAAAAAAAAAAAUCGUUUAAAGCAGGAUGCUGAGCUUCACAUCCCACUUUGAAGUGAGCGAACUCUCCUUUUAUGCUUUUGUUGACAGGCAUUUAGAAACGGUGGCUUGGGGUGGAGGGGUGGGACAGGGGAGUUUGGAAACCAGUGCUAGACUUAAAAGAACAAAGGGAAAGGACUCCUGGAGGCUCCCAGAUGGGUCUUGAACGUCUUCCUUUUCCUCAUCAAUAAAAACCUGCUAAUGAUA